This is a messenger RNA of Octodon degus (degu), 3582 nucleotides long. RefSeq names its product adhesion G protein-coupled receptor G3 (gene Adgrg3). NCBI's taxonomy places the organism in Eukaryota, Metazoa, Chordata, Mammalia, Rodentia, Octodontidae. The record is from RefSeq and is a predicted model, not a curated record. Gene Ontology annotation, molecular function: G protein-coupled receptor activity. Bases 185 to 1849 code for a protein of 554 amino acids. Gene Ontology annotation, biological process: cell surface receptor signaling pathway; adenylate cyclase-activating G protein-coupled receptor signaling pathway. The transcript has 13 exons. Gene Ontology annotation, cellular component: membrane.
GGCUCAUUAGAGGUCAUCCUAUCCCCAUACAGUUCCAGGAGACAGCCUGUCACUGUCACUAGUCUAUGGAGAAAAAUAUGAAGGAAGAAGCCACAGGAAGAGGUGUGGGGCGAGCAGGGGGAGGACAGGCAGCUGGACAGAGCCUGGGACUGGAGGACUUGACAACCACAGGGGUCUGCCACAGAUGGAGACAGCCAAGGGCCUUCGGUCCCUGCUCCUGCUACUCCUGGCCACAAAUGGGGCAAAGUCCUCCACUGUGCCAGAAAAAGAAGAGCCAAGAAAUGCCUGCAAAAGCCUCCUCAACAAGCCGGCCCAACCCGAUAACUACUACUUGAAGGACAUUAUCCAGUGCCUCGCUGACUGCAGGCAGGUGGGGAGCAGUGACUCCUGCACUUCGUGGAACCUGGAGAGACACUGGCUAUACUAUGAGUCCUACCUGGUGGAGAAUUCAAUGGGGACUGUGGACCGGCCUUUUGUGAAGUCUUUGAUCCAGAACAUCAGCACUGACACCUCAGAAGACCUGCUCUUCUCUCUGAAACCCUCCCAGAUCCCAAAUCAAGUGAUGGAGGGUGAGGACAAGCCCUCUGACAGAGUCUGGCUUCCCAAGAGCUUUUUUGGAUCCCUGCCAGGCAACAGGCCUAUGGUGCGCUUGGCUGUAACAGUUCUAGACAUCGGUUCAGGGAACAUCUUCAAGGGCCCUAGGCUCCUCCAGGAGGAGGGCAGCAGUGUGCUGAACAACCACGUGGUAGGCUUGAGUGUGGGCCAAGCGCCUGUCACUGGGCUCUCAGAGCCUCUGGAGAUCACCUUCUCACACCAUCGUCACCCCCCGAACAUGACCCUCACCUGCGUGUUCUGGGAUAUAACUAAAGGGCCCACAGGAGAUUGGGCCUCCAGGGGCUGCUCCACCCAGCUGGGAGCAGAGCAGACCGUGUGCCGCUGUGACCACCUGACCUUCUUUGCCCUGCUCCUGAGGCCAGUCUUGGACAGGGCCACUGUGAUGGUCCUCACACGCAUCUCCCAGGCAGGCUGUGGGGUGUCCAUGAUCUUCCUCAUCUUUGCCAUCACUCUCUACAUCGUUCUCAGGCUCUCCCUGAGGAGGUUCAAGUCAGAAGAUGCCCCCAAGAUCCACAUGUCCCUGAGCAGUAGCCUGUUCUUCCUGAACCUCGCCUUCCUGGUCAGCGUCGGGAGCGGCUCGCAGGCACCCAGUGUGGCCUGCUGGAUCCAAGGUGCUGUGUUCCACUACUGCCUGCUCUGCACCUUCACCUGGAUGGGCCUGGAAGCCUUGCACCUCUACUUGCUAUCCAUCAGGGUCUUCAACACCUACUUUGGCCACUACUUCCUGAAACUGAGCCUGUUGGGCUGGGGCCUGCCCGCCCUAGUGGUCAUCGGUGCCGGAAGUGCCAACAGCUAUGGCCUUUAUGCCGUCCGUGACCAAGAGAACCGUACAUCACUGGAGCUGUGUUGGUUCCAGAAAGAACCUGCCCUCUAUGCCACUGUCCAUGGCUACUUCUUCAUCACCUUCCUCUUUGGUGCUGUGGUGCUGGCCCUAGUGUCCUGGAAGAUCUUCACUCUGUCCAGUGUCACAGCGAACAAGGAGAAGAGACAGAAUUGGAAGGCUGUUCUCACCGUGCUGGGCCUCUCAAGUCUGGUGGGCAUGACCUGGGGGCUGGCCAUCCUCACACCACUAGGCCUGUCCACCAUCUAUAUCUUUGCCUUCUUCAACUCCCUACAAGGUGUCUUCAUCUUCUGCUGGUUCACCAUCCUCUACUUUCCAAGUCUGAGUUCCAAAUCCCCCUCCUCUGGCACCACCGCCCGCCUGGACCAAGCCCACUCCACAUCGCAACAGUAGGAGGCACAGCCCUGCUUUCUCAUCGGUUCUGGCUCACUGCGUGACCUCUGUGUCUCCCUGCUUUGUCCUAGGCCUCAGCCGCCUUCUCUGUACUUUGCGGCUGUAGAGGGAGAUGAUGGACCAGGUUGGGCCACGUGGCCACGUAUGUCCCACUCAGAGACAGACGUGGACCUGAGAGUCCACAUGUUUGGGUUAGCAGGAAACGGGAGUUCCUGUGGCCCCAAGAUGCCUGCCAACAAAGAGCACCACCAUCGCCUCCUUCCCUGCCUGCACAGCAAAGCACUCUGGAUUGCCACCCUUGCCCACCUUCUGGUCUCAGCAGGACCUGAGCCCAAACAGCCAGUCUGGUUUGCACAACACCCCCUCAAAGAGCACGCCUCUCCCUCUUUUCUCCCUGUCACAACUCUACUCUCUGGCUACCUGUGUCCCUGAAGGGUAUUCAGGAAGCCAUUAUCCCCUGGGGCAAGAGGGAGUUGUAGACUAGAAGUUAGCUUUGAGGAUGGGCUGAUCCUAAUCUCUGCCCACCCUACCAGUGCCCAUUCUCAUGGAAGAACCCCUAUCAUUCAGGUGGCUUCCAGCCCUCAGGGGCCUGGGUACAAAGGUUUCAGAGAUUGCUGCCCACCAUAUACACUCCCUAAAGUGUAUGAGUCACCAACCGCUAGGUGGGCAGCUAGACCUCUGAUCUGCUGUCAAGAUGGGUCAAGGGUUCGCACCCCCAUCCACUCAGUGUGUGGGGUCAAGGGGUGGUGGGGAGAGGGCUUGCUAGGCAGAGUGGACAUCCUCUCCACAAGUAGGGAGCAGAGCAGCCUCACUCACCAUUCCAGCCCAGUCCGAGCUCAGGGCUGGCCCAUGUCAAGCCAAACUGGCCCAGAUAUUUCAAUAAACUCUCACAUUUGCUGGUCAAGCAGAAUGAUGUAUUGGCAGGACUCUAAGUGAGGCCACACCCGGCCCAGGGACAUCACUUCCAGUAGCUGUGCCUCUUCCGAUCUGCAGGCAGGUUUGCCAGUAAGAAACAAAAAAGCAGCAGAAAGUAGAGAUAGAGGAGAGACACGUGGGGGGGGUGGGGCAGAGAGCCUUGACAGACAUGGACAGGAAACAGGCAGAGAGUGAUAGCCAGGGCCAGGACAGCAUCUGUCCCCUCCCCACAAGCUGUCACUCCAUUCUGGUCUUAGCCUGCCACCCACCUCCUCACCUGACCACCCAAUGUCACCAUGGACUGACUCUAUAGACAGGACUCAGUGUCUUUCUCAGAUACUCCCCACAGCCCCCCACACUGUGGGCUGCUCUCUGGGAGUGGGGGUGCAGAGGUCCACUGGGGAAGCACCCUCCCUUCUCCCUCCUCCCACCCAGCAGCAGGGUGUUGUUGCCAGGAGAGACAGGAAGGUGUCUCUUGCUUUGCGCAAGCCGCUGUGUUCCUGGAAGGGAAAUCCUGGGGUGUGGACACGGAGGGGCCAUGGUGUGCUUUAAUGGACAAGCAUGGUGACUUUGGGGACUUAUCUUUACAGACAACUGUUUCUCAUGCUGAAGGGCUCUGCUCCCUUACCCCAAAGUCUCUGAGUCAGUGACCUGAUUGACCAGAGCAACACCUGUUCCUGUUGGUGUCUGACAGGCCUGACUCAGCUCCUCUGGAGCUGUGUGACCCUGGGCCUGUCCCCUCCUCUCCAGGCCUUAUUUCCCCUCCCUUAAAAUAGGGAUAAUGAAGUCCCUGCUUCCUCCUAAGAGCAUUAUGAUUU